AUGCCUCAGCGGCAAGAUGAUGAAGAUAAAGUGCUGAUGGGAACACGCAUAUCAGAGGGGCACCGUAACUAUGUCUUGAUGUAUAAUAUGUUAACCGGCAUCCGUAUUGCCGUCAGCCGAGUGACGGCCAAGAUAGAUAGAGAACUAACGGAUCAAGACUUUACUGCAGCCCAUAAACUAGCCUUUGACGUCAUUGGUGAUGAAUUGACUCCAGGUGCAAAAUACGACUUCAAAUUCAAAGACUAUGCUCCUUGGGUGUUUCGUCACUUAAGAGAAAAGUUUGGAGUUGAUCCUGCGGAUUAUUUGAUUUCAUUAACGAGUAAAUAUAUCCUGAGUGAACUUGGAUCACCUGGUAAAAGUGGAAGUUUCUUUUAUUACUCAAAGGAUUAUCGUUUUAUUAUCAAGACGAUUCAUUAUACUGAACAUAAAUUUAUGAGAAGCAUACUAAAGGAAUAUUAUCAUCAUAUCUGUGAUAAUCCAAGUACUCUCCUGUGUCGACACUAUGGCUUACAUAGAAUUAAACUUCCUCAUGGAAGAAAGAUUCAUUUUGUUGUCAUGAGCAACGUCUUUCCUCCAAACAAAGAUAUUCAUGAAACCUACGAUUUGAAGGGUUCCACUCUAGGUCGAUUCUUACCAGAAGAAGAAAUACGCAAGAACCCUUAUGCGGUCAUGAAAGACUUGAACUGGGAAAAGAGGGAACGAAAGCUCCAAUUGGGUCCACAAAAGAGAAAACUGUUCAUCAGUCAACUCGUUCGAGAUGUGACAUUACUGUCUCAACUCAAUAUCAUGGACUAUAGCUUAUUAGUGGGUAUCCAUGAUAUGCUCAGAGGUAACAAGGACAACAUCCGUGAUGCAACCCUACAGACCUUCCAGCCUCAUACAAAAUCCAUCCAACGAAGGAUCACUCAGAUGAGACGUAGAACGAGUAAAGCACAGGUGGUUCGUAGGGCUAUUGCUGAAGCCAAUCCAAAUAAACUAGACGCUUCACAAUUACCAGAAGAGGCUCAAGAACGUCGUAACUGUGUAUUUUACUCUGAUGAAGGCUGUCUCCAAGCAACAAAUGAACAAGAUCAGCCCUUACCUGUUCUGUACUCCCUUGGUAUUAUUGAUAUCCUGACACCAUAUGAUCUCAAGAAAAAAUCAGAGCAUGUUUACAAAUCCAUGACGGUCCAGGACAAGACCGCUAUCUCCGCCGUCAGGCCUACUCAAUAUGGCCAACGUUUUCUAGAAUUUAUGGCCCGUGCUGUGCUGGAACAUAACGAAGAUAUACCACAUGAAUAUAAACUGAAAUCAAGGUCAAGGCAUUUUUUUAGAUAA
Rhizopus microsporus ATCC 52813 is the source of this 1317-nucleotide messenger RNA. Its product is annotated as SAICAR synthase-like protein. NCBI's taxonomy places the organism in Eukaryota, Fungi, Mucoromycota, Mucoromycetes, Mucorales, Rhizopodaceae. The record is from RefSeq and is a predicted model, not a curated record. Bases 1 to 1317 code for a protein of 438 amino acids. Gene Ontology annotation, molecular function: phosphatidylinositol kinase activity. The transcript has 6 exons. Gene Ontology annotation, biological process: phosphatidylinositol metabolic process.